AUGGAGGUGUUCAUGGAUGAUUUUACUAUUUAUGGUGACUCAUUUGCUUCUUACUUGACUGCUUUGGAUGAUGUUUUGCAAAGUGAACCCAUUAUUAUAAGAUGCAGCCCGAUCAACUCAGAGAAGGAAAAUCGUGAUUGGAUAACAAUAAUUGCCUUUCUGAUUGCCAUCUUUGCCAUUGUGUUUGCCACGUUUUCCACAGGAAUUGAUUACAAAUGCUUCCAGUUUGGAAAAGAUGAAGUGGAAGAGGAAGAUGAUGUUCCAUAUAUGUAUGGAUUUUUUCACCUGGUUUUCUCAUUAGGAGCAAUGCAUUUCGCCAUGUUAUUCAUCAGUUGGGAUCUCAAUAAUUCACCCGCCAAGUGGAGCAUUGACGUAGGGUGGGUUAGCACUUGGGUCAAAGUUAUCAACGAGUGGUUUGCAGCCUCUUUUUACUUGUGGAUGCUGAUCUCUCCUGUGGUGCGACAAAACAUCGUGACCGGCAACAAUGAACCUGUACAAGAGACAACUGACUCUUCUCUAGCUUGAGUUUUUUUUUUGGGGUAAAAUAAUAGCAUAUUUUAUUUUAUUAUAUAAGAAACUUUAUUUUCCCCCAUUUUAAAGCUAUGGCGCAAUUGUGUAGCCAUUAGUGUUAUGAAAAAGACCUUGCUGGGUUACUAGCUAUGACCAACCUUUUAUAUAUAUAUAUAUAUAUAUAUAUAU
This is a messenger RNA of Prosopis cineraria, 699 nucleotides long. RefSeq lists its product as uncharacterized. Gene Ontology annotation, cellular component: membrane. NCBI's taxonomy places the organism in Eukaryota, Viridiplantae, Streptophyta, Magnoliopsida, Fabales, Fabaceae. The transcript is spliced from 6 exons. The coding region runs from base 1 to 525 and encodes 174 amino acids. The record is from RefSeq and is a predicted model, not a curated record.